Selaginella moellendorffii is the source of this 1261-nucleotide messenger RNA. Its product is annotated as pirin-like protein. The record is from RefSeq and is a predicted model, not a curated record. NCBI's taxonomy places the organism in Eukaryota, Viridiplantae, Streptophyta, Lycopodiopsida, Selaginellales, Selaginellaceae. The transcript is spliced from 5 exons. The coding region runs from base 152 to 1195 and encodes 347 amino acids.
UCUAGGUCGAAGCGCUAGUGCCGGGAAGCCGGACGGUGGAGGUUUUAAAUUGAAUUGUGGCUGAGCUCCAGAUCACGGAUCGAGUGGGGAAAGCAAGAGAUCUCGACAUCUCUGUGAGCGGUGAGUUGUUUUGGGGGGAGGGAAUUGGUGUAUGAGGCAUUUGAUUCGACAGUGCGCUUUUCUGGCACUCUCACUGAUGGUGUUGGGAUUUAUAAAGCAGUGUUCUUUGUUUGGCGCUUCCAAUCUCCAGCGGCAAGCAUCAGCAAGUAUCUCUAGGCAGCAAAUCCUUGCGAGGUCGAUCCAGAGAAGCGCGGCAGCCAUGGCGUUUAUAAAUCCCAGACAAGUUGUCAAGAGGAUUGUAGCGCACGAGCAGCCAGAGGGAGAUGGUGCGGUUGUGAGGCGGAGCAUCGGAAGACCCGAGCUGAGACAACUGGAUCCAUUUCUCAUGCUCGACUACUUCACAGUUUCUCCACCAGCCGGAUUUCCUGAUCAUCCCCAUCGAGGCUUUGAAACGGUCACGUACAUGCUCGAGGGGGCUUUCACCCAUCAGGACUUUGCGGGACACACAGGCACUAUUCAAGCUGGUGACUUACAGUGGAUGACUGCUGGCCGAGGCAUUGUGCACUGCGAGAUGCCCGCUAGCACUGGUGUACAGCGUGGUCUCCAGCUUUGGAUCAAUCUUUCCUCCAAGUUUAAAAUGAUCGAGCCAAACUACCAGGAGCUUGAAUCUGGAAACAUACCAGUGGCUGAGAAAGACGGCACCACUGUCAAAGUCAUAGCCGGAGAAUCAUUGGGCAUCUCUUCGCCAGUCUACACUCGCACUCCAACCAUGUAUCUCGACGUAACCAUGCAACCGGGUGCCAGCUUUGCCCAGGAAAUCUCCGAGGGAUGGAACUCCUUCGCUUAUACUCUGGAAGGCAGGCCAACUUUUGGAAGCAAAGGCACGCCACCGAUCGAGGCUCACACGACGGUGGAGCUGAGCCACGGAGACGGUGUCAUGGUGUGGAACGAUUCGGACAAAGCUUGUAGGUUCGUGCUCAUCGCCGGGCAGCCUCUCAACGAGCCCGUGUUCCAGCACGGCCCCUUCGUCAUGAACACGCGGGAGGAGAUUAUAGAGGCGAUCCGAGACUACAAAGGCUUUAGGAAUGGAUUCGAGAGGGCUGCUCACUGGCAGUCCCAUCCUUUGGAUUUUUGAUGGGUUACUGUUUUAUAACCAAAGAAUGAAGUUGAAAGCCAAUAACUACUUUUGGGACCUUUUACA